Paramacrobiotus metropolitanus is the source of this 1384-nucleotide messenger RNA. RefSeq names its product adipokinetic hormone/corazonin-related peptide receptor variant I-like. The transcript has 5 exons. Gene Ontology annotation, cellular component: membrane. The record is from RefSeq and is a predicted model, not a curated record. Lineage: Eukaryota; Metazoa; Tardigrada; Eutardigrada; Parachela; Macrobiotidae. Gene Ontology annotation, biological process: G protein-coupled receptor signaling pathway. Gene Ontology annotation, molecular function: peptide binding; G protein-coupled receptor activity. The coding region runs from base 104 to 1129 and encodes 341 amino acids.
UGUUGCAGUUCACCUACUCCAGUAUUCCAACUGUCAUUUAAGACAUUUUUAAUGCCGUUUUUACGAUCUGUUUACAAGUUUCUGUGCAUCCGUCGGCAGAAGAAUGUCUUCGAUGGACAACAUCUCCUAUGGACACCAUGACGUAUCUCUCUACGACGAUCCCAGUUGUGCCAGUUUUAUGUCGAGUAUUACGAUCGACUACGCUGCAAUCAGCGUCUAUUUUACAAUGGGAACCUUGGCCUUGCUUCUCAACACCGUCAUGGCUUGGAUGGCGGUGCGACGCGGAGAUUCCAGCCAAUCUGUCAACUCCGUCCUCUUCGUACAGCUGGCUGUAGCCAACGUUGUAAUGGCGUUGUUUAACCUAUUUGCCGGUGGGGCGUGGAGGCUGACCGUACGUUUCAUGGGCGGGAAUGGUUUAUGCAAGUUUGUUAAAAUGAUGGAAAUGAUUGGCGUAUACGCCGUUGCCUGGACAGUCGCUGGAAUGAGUGUGGAUGGAUGCGCAAAUGCCUUUUUCCCUGCAGAAAACCGUCGGCAGCAGCGAAUAAGAGGCGGGAUUAUUGCCGGUUUAACAUGGGUAAUCGCGAUAGUCGGAGCAAUUCCGCAGGCAAUUAUCUUUCACGUCAUGCAAGCGCCGGUGUGCCGGGAUUUCUACCAGUGCAUAACCUUUGGCUCAUUCUCCACAGAUCAGCAGGAACAUUAUUACACCGCCAGCUUUGCUGCACUGGCCUUCUUCGGUCCGCUGGCUGCCAUCUGCACCUGCUCGGUGCUCCUCUGCAUCAGCUUUGCGGAGACACAACCACAUCCGCCAACACGACGAGUGGGAGUGUGGAUGACCUUUUGCACUGCCUGGGCAUUUUGUCUGUGUUGGACACCAUAUUUCGUUCUGCACUUGAGGCAUAUGUUCGAUUGGAGCUGGGCUACGUCGGAAGACUCGACGGACCUCACCGAGAAACUGAUCCUGCCAGCCUACAGCAUCGUGGUGGUGAGCCCCGCCAUUUUCCUUGUCUCCCGUUGGAUAGCCACGCGGUCAACAAACCAGACAGGUUACUUUAACACAAGUGCAAGAAAUACUGGCCAUCACACUGCGGGAUACGCUGUUAUGGAAAUGAAACCAUCCUCUUCUCGCUAAACUGGUUUUAUACAACUAAUGCAAUUAACUGCAUAUGUCUCUCGCAUUAUUUUGUGCAAACAUUUCUAAGUAGUGUAAUUAGUUGUAACUGCCAGUUGGUAUCUCUGUUUGUUCAGUUAAGCAGAAUUAAGGGAGACAACGGGUGACUGUUAGCCAUUCAAGUUGGCGAUUAAUUCAUUAGAAACGUACUGAGUAGUAAUUUGUACAACAUCAAGUCUAACUCAUCUAAAAAGAAAAUAAAGCACCGCCGAGGUU